GAAGAAAUGGCGAGGGUGGGAGCAUCAUUGGUGUUGGUGUUUGUGUUUGUGAUGAUGUUGGGGAUCGUAGUGAGUCGAGUGAGAGGGGACAAGUGUGGAGAUGAGAUACAGGGCUUGGCCACCAACUGCGCUCCGAUAUUGCAGGGCAACGCUCCCUCUGCGGCGUGUUGUGGGCUCAUCAGGAGCGCAGACAUGUCGUGCGUGUGUCCCAAGGUCACUCCUGCAAUUGCUGCCUCCAUCAAUGUGCCCAAACUGGUCACCAUCAUCCAGAGUUGUGGUAGAAACGUUCCUCAUCAAACUCGUUGCGGAAGUAUUGUUACGCCAUGAUUAAAAUCCAGUGGAAGCUCUAUAGAAUACAGAU
Molecule: messenger RNA, 361 nt
Organism: Cryptomeria japonica (Japanese cedar)
Lineage: Eukaryota; Viridiplantae; Streptophyta; Pinopsida; Cupressales; Cupressaceae
Product: non-specific lipid-transfer protein 2-like
Exons: 2
Coding region: 7-327 (106 amino acids)
Source: RefSeq, a predicted model, not a curated record